This is a messenger RNA of Drosophila erecta, 1712 nucleotides long. RefSeq names its product WW domain-containing oxidoreductase (gene Wwox). The record is from RefSeq and is a predicted model, not a curated record. Gene Ontology annotation, molecular function: protein binding. The coding region runs from base 801 to 1607 and encodes 268 amino acids. Lineage: Eukaryota; Metazoa; Arthropoda; Insecta; Diptera; Drosophilidae. The transcript has 4 exons.
GGUGAACGAGUCUGGUGAAGAAGCACAGCACGGCACCAAAUCGACUGAACUGGCUGUACAUACUGGUUGCCAUUGGAGGUGGUGGCUUUGUAUCUGCAGCGUUCGUUGCUGUGCGCACGUACCACAUCUUCGGCUGGCCGGAGCAUACAUGACUAUCUGCGAGUACUCCAAGUGGCGCACGAGACUUGUGUUGCACGUUCGCCCGGCGGGAGGCAGAGCUGAAUGGCGGCAGGCAGUUCGACUGCUGAUCACUUUCAAGCAAACGACUACUUUCAGCAUGUUAUUAUUACAUCAGCCUGCAAAAUUGUUGUUAUUCAUUGUCGCACGGAUAAAAUGCCAUUAUUUAAGGCAGAAACAAGGGAAUAUUUGAAUGGUUUCUCUUUUUACAACAAUUAUGUGUCUAAUUGUGUGGGAAACGCCUCAGCCAUUAACCAUUUAUUAAUUCUAUCGCGCAGCUAUUACUUUCAGCGAGUUAUUGUUUUAAACCUAAAUUAAUCUGUCUGUAGAACCUAAUUAAUUAACUCGAAACACAGCAAGCUGACGAAAAUAAGCCUUUUUUGCCCGCGACCACCUAGCCAAGAAAGAUACAAAAUGGAACGCAACUGGUUUGCAUCCACUUGGCAUGGAUGCCGAGUACGACCCAUACUUAUAAAUAACACUGAAUUUGCAUACAUUUUGCGACGUUAUAUUUACAUCGAACCAAGCUGGGCACAGGGAUGCGAUGAAAUGAAAACAAAUCCAAAGUCCAAAAUGUGCGCGGAGGUACAUACAUAUGUGUAUUUGUGGGCAGAAAUGUUGUCAUGUUGCGGCUCUCGGCGGGAAGUGUGCGACUUGCGCAUGCGCUACUGCUGGAGAUUCAGGGGCUUCCCGCACAGACUUGGUGGGCCAUUGUGGGGCAGUUGGCUGGAGAGUUCACUGUGCAUAUCGGAGGGUCCUUGUGCGUUGUGGGGCUUUGUUUCGCCGGCGCCACUUGUCGACUCACGCCUUUGUUCGUGGGAGCCUUUGUGUGCGCUGCACUGCAUCCCAUUGAUAAAGAGCGUUUAAAGCCGGCUAUGCCAGCUAUGCCCGCUUGCCGGCAAUGGCAAUCAAGACUCGUUUUGCGAUUGUCGGCCGGCGGGGGCAAAGUCCAGUGGGUUCAAUCGGAUGGGGAAUGUUCAUGUGGAUUCGCCAAUCUGCCCGUGGAGAAUCUGGCAGUGCACCAUCUGUCCCCGCCGCCGGAGAAGUUCUGGAGCAUGAUGGCCUACAACAAUGCCAAGCUGUGCAACGUCUUGUUCGCCCAGGAGCUCGCCCAGCGAUGGAAGCAGCGAGGCAUUUCUGUGUUCAGCCUGCAUCCGGGCAAUAUGGUGUCCAGUGAUCUGUCACGGAACUAUUGGUUUUACCGGCUGCUCUUUGCCAUUGUGCGUCCCUUUACCAAGUCGCUGCAACAAGCAGCUGCCACGAGUGUCUACUGCGCCACGGCCAACGAGCUGACCGGGUUGUCUGGACUGUACUUCAACAACUGCUUCUUCUGCGAGCCCAGCAAAUUGUCCAAAAGUGCUGCACUGCAGCAGCAACUGUGGAGGCUUAGUGAGAACCUGAUUGCCGAGUUUGUGCAGGAGCAGCACUAACCGUCCAUUUGGCUCCACUUGAUAUGUUUAUGCAUGAUACCAAUGAUUCCAUUAAGUAUAAAUAUAAAUCAAAAUGUUGGUGCUUUCCGAAAUCUUCAAACCAGA